UGCUAAAAUCUAGAAAACCAAACAGUAUAUUGAAAUGACGUCUCUACCCUUCUAUCCCUGAAAAAUUCCAUCUUUAUCCAUGCAGAUUCACUCCAUCUCCAUCUUCGAAACUCCAGAUACCAGCAAUACUUAGAUCUGUUAGAACUCGGAAAUUUUGAACAGCUUCCUUGAUCUCCCAUCACCGCAGGCGAUAUACUUAGUUUGUCAGCUUUACUUGCUGUCUCAUCUUUUUGGUAGCUGAGAAAAUUUCGGAGGAGAUACUAAUUCUCUUGUUCAUUUAUUUUCUGGUAUGGGGAUGAGUGGGUCUGGCCUGUUGUGGAUGGGAAGAGCGCUGAUUCUUCUGCAGCUUUUUAAUGGGGUUCUGGGUUGGGGAAAGGAAGGCCACUAUGUUGUUUGCAAGAUAGCAGAGGGAUAUCUCACUGAAGAUGCCUUGGCUGCUAUGAAAGAAUUGCUUCCAGAUUCUGCUGAAGGUGAUCUUGCAAACGUUUGCUCCUGGCCUGAUGAGAUUCGACACAACUUCCACUGGCGCUGGACUAGCCCUUUACACUAUGUUGACACACCAGAUUUUACGUGUAACUAUGAAUACUGCAGAGACUGCCAUGACUCGGGUGGACAUAUGGAUAGAUGUGUAACUGGAGCAAUCUUCAACUAUACAAUGCAACUCAAAUCUUUUUAUCUGGAUUCUGUUUCAGAGGCAAAAUACAAUUUAACAGAGGCCCUUCUCUUUUUAUCACAUUAUAUUGCUGAUGUGCAUCAGCCUCUGCAUGUUGGUUUCACUGGAGAUCAAGGGGGGAACACAGUAACAGUUCGUUGGUUCCACCGGAAAACAAACCUACACCAUGUAUGGGAUACCAUGAUUAUUGAAUCUGCCCUGAAGACUUUUUAUGAUUCAGAUAUAGCAGUCAUGAUUAAAUCCAUUCAAAGGAGUAUUAUGGAUGGUAGGUCCAAUGACAAAUCCUCUUGGGAAUAUUGUGAAUAUAAUCAAACAGUCUGUCCCAACCCGUAUGCUUCUGAAAGCGUUAGUUUGGCAUGCAAGUUUGCAUACAGGAAUGCUACACCAGGAACCACUUUGGGAGAUGAUUAUUUCCUUUCUCGGUUGCCUAUUGUGGAGAAGAGGCUUGCUCAAAGUGGAAUUCGCUUAGCUGCUACUCUCAACCGAAUAUUCAUACCUCAAAUUAAAAUUGCUGAAGCAUGAAGAUACAGGAAUGUAGAGAAGUGUCCACUACACAAUUGUAUAUAGCUUAAAGUUCUCCAUGCAGGAGAACUCAUGUACAUUAUUAAUUAUCCUUCUUCUUAUUGUCAACCUGUUACAGGACCAGCGAAAGAAAGUGUACUUUAAGAUUACCUUCUUAUCGAUUCCUCUUGAGUUGGAAGUGUAACACAUAUUUGAGAAUAUGCCCAUCUUGCUUGUAAGUGUGGUCAACUUUUAAGGCAUGUAUUAUUUAUGUAUAAAUUGCAAAUUCCUUA
This is a messenger RNA of Mangifera indica (mango), 1467 nucleotides long. Its product is annotated as endonuclease 4-like. Lineage: Eukaryota; Viridiplantae; Streptophyta; Magnoliopsida; Sapindales; Anacardiaceae. Gene Ontology annotation, biological process: DNA catabolic process. Gene Ontology annotation, molecular function: endonuclease activity; nucleic acid binding. The record is from RefSeq and is a predicted model, not a curated record. Bases 290 to 1195 code for a protein of 301 amino acids. The transcript has 11 exons.